UUAUAGAAUAAAACAUAGCAAAAGGGUUAAUUUGAGGUACGUUCAACAAAACAAAAACAAAAAAAAACUUGAGGCGUGAUUCGAGAUUCAAUUGGGUACUCUGAUCCGACUCCGAGUGAGGACAUUCCAUUCGCGAGCAGAGAGAAGUAAUUCUGUAAUAGCAAGUAUUAAUGGCCUUUGUCAUUGUUAGCUUGAAGAAAUGAGCGAAGUGGGAGGAAGAGAAUGGUGCCUGCGACAACGGAAGAAGAGCAAUAUUUCGUGACUGCACCGCCCUCUAGGUUAGUUGAGAGCAGUUAUCUUCUCUUCUUCAUCUCCAACAUUUUACAUCACAUGGCUGCUGUGCGAGAAAUUUGUGGAUCCUUAAUGUCUCUCUCAAAAUUGCAGCAUGCUUCACCUUCUCAACUUCCCUUCCUCCGAACAAUGACUUCUAAGAUUUUUGUUAAGGGUUUAGCAUUUUCUACUACAGAGGAUAAAUUAGCUGAAGCUUUUUCUCAAUACGGCAAAGUCCUGAAAGCUGAUAUAGUCUUGAAUAGAGCUAAAACUAGAUCCAAAGGUUUUGGGUAUGUGACUUUUGCUAAGGAGGAAGAUGCUCAGAAGGCACAGAUUGGCAUGAAUAGAAAAAUAUUACAUGGACGUGUUCUGUACGUAGACAUGGAACCACCUGACAAGCAUAAGAAAUCUAUUUCAGAGGGGGCAACUGAUAGUUGAUGCUCAAUAGUGUGUAAACAGUCAGAUACGCAAGGGAAGACUGCACCUUGUUUCCAAGUGCUUCUAGUUGAUAUUUUCAUCUUGUUUUCAAAGUACAAUAUUUAGAUCCACUAAUGAAUAGAUAGAUUUAACUAGCAUGUGAUUUUUUGCA
Messenger RNA from Lotus japonicus, 859 nucleotides. Its product is annotated as small RNA-binding protein 11, chloroplastic-like. Gene Ontology annotation, molecular function: RNA binding. The coding region runs from base 223 to 708 and encodes 161 amino acids. Lineage: Eukaryota; Viridiplantae; Streptophyta; Magnoliopsida; Fabales; Fabaceae. The record is from RefSeq and is a predicted model, not a curated record. The transcript is spliced from 6 exons.